GUUUUAUGUGGCGAAAAUUGCAUUAUUUGCAUGAUAUCAAAGUGAUAACAGUAAAAUAAUAGGUAAAUUUUAGAAAAUCUUAGCAAUGGAAUUCGAAUAAAUCAAAAUGCGCCUUUACUUCCACGCGAAGUAAACUAAAAACAACAAAAUAAUCUACCAUGAAAGUCACCUGAAUCCCUUGCAAGAUUGUUCUUAUCUGGCCUGAAAAUGAAUAUUACCAUGAUGGAUCAUGAUUUUAAAAUGAAAACACAAGCUGAGCGAACUAAGGUCGAGGAUUUGUUUGAUUAUGAAGGCUGUAAAGUGGGUAGGGGCACUUAUGGCCAUGUAUACAAGGCCCAUAGGAAAGAUGGGUCUGAUACUAGGGAUUAUGCCCUAAAACAAAUUGAAGGCACUGGACUGUCCAUGUCGGCAUGUCGAGAAAUCGCAUUGCUGCGAGAGUUGAAGCACUCAAAUGUCAUCAACCUCAUUCGAGUAUUUUUAUCACACACGGACCGGAAAGUUUGGUUAUUAUUCGAUUAUGCUGAGCAUGAUCUGUGGCAUAUUAUUAAAUUUCAUCGUGCUGCCAAGGCUAACAAAAAACCUGUGAUGGUUCCAAAAGGAAUGGUUAAAAGUCUUCUGUAUCAAAUUUUAGAUGGAAUACAUUAUCUACAUUCCAAUUGGGUUUUACAUAGAGAUCUGAAACCAGCAAAUAUUCUAGUUAUGGGCGAAGGCAUUGAAAGAGGCAGAGUUAAAAUUGCUGAUAUGGGUUUUGCUAGAUUAUUCAAUGCACCGUUGAAGCCUCUUGCAGAUUUGGACCCGGUUGUGGUGACUUUUUGGUAUCGAGCCCCAGAAUUACUUCUUGGUGCAAGGCAUUAUACAAAAGCUAUAGAUAUUUGGGCCAUUGGUUGCAUAUUUGCAGAGUUAUUAACAAGUGAGCCAAUUUUCCACUGUCGGCAAGAAGAUAUAAAAACAAGUAAUCCGUAUCAUCAUGACCAAUUGGAUAGGAUUUUUAAUGUAAUGGGUUUUCCUUUGGAUAAAGAUUGGGAGGAUAUUAGAAAAAUGCCUGAGCAUUCUACAUUGUCGAAAGAUUUUAAAAGAUCAAAUUACCAAAACUGUUCCUUGGUCAAAUACAUGGAACGUCACAAAAUCAAACCAGACAGCAAAGCCUUCCACCUUCUCCAAAGAUUACUAUUAAUGGACCCGAACAAACGGAUAACAUCUGAACAAGCAAUGCAUGAUCCCUAUUUUUCUGAAGAGCCUAUGCAUACUCCGGAUGUCUUUGCCGGUUGUCCAAUUCCGUACCCGAAAAGAGAGUUUUUAACCGAUGAUGAUCAGGAUGAAAAAGCUGAUAGCAAGGCCAGGCAGAAUCAACAGCAGCAGCAGCAACAAAAUCAGCAAGCUCAACAGCAAUCAGGCAACCACGAUCAUGGUCAAAAUGCAAAAAGGGUUCGUCUGGCUGGUCCCAGCGGUCAUCCUAAUAACGGAAAUCAGAUGACCCAGCAACAGCAGCAAGAUUUCCAUCACAGUCAGCAACAACAGCAGCAGCAGCAACAACAGCAACAGCAGCAGCAACAACAACAGCAGCAGGCCGCUAUGAUGUUUAAUAACAGUCAGCAGCAGCAGCAGCAACAGAAUAAUUUCCAACAGAGAUUUUAAUAAUAGAUAUUUUAAUAAUAAUAAUAAUUUAUAUGAUUUUAUAAAAUUUAACCACCCCGAGUGGAAAGGGUUAAAUUUUAUGUUGAUGCAGUUUUGAGGCGCUCAUGGAAUUAGUGACGAUGCGUAUUGAUAAUGAUAAUUUUAAAUACGCAUUAUUAAUUUUAAACUGACGAUAUUGUUUUAGUAAAAGGUUGUGAACGUUUGGUGUUAUUAUUUAAAAUGACUUUUAUGAUGAAUUUGUACAUACUAAUUUUUUCUGACGAUAGGGACUAAUUUAUCAUUUUAAUUGCCCAUGUUCUAAUUUAUUUGAUAAUAUGGCUAUGCAUAAAUUAACCAGUUAACUGUGAUUUAUGAGUAUACUCGGCAUGUGGCAGAAUUUUGUAUAUUGGCGAUGACGUGUAUACUCGUCGUGCGUUCAAAGCAAUGAUCAUUGACUAUAUAAAUUGCAAUUUUUGAGACAAACAAAAUAUUUUCCAAUUUUAAGAUGUUUUUGGAGUAUUUUGAGGUUAUGAUGGUACAAAAUGAUCAGUUUUAAGUGACAAAAUUUCGUAUAUUGACGAUGACGAAUAUACUCGUCAUUAACCAUUGAUUAUAUAAAUUGCAAUUUUUGAGACACAAAA
Molecule: messenger RNA, 2255 nt
Organism: Ctenocephalides felis (cat flea)
Lineage: Eukaryota; Metazoa; Arthropoda; Insecta; Siphonaptera; Pulicidae
Product: cyclin-dependent kinase 8-like
Exons: 6
Coding region: 208-1635 (475 amino acids)
Biological process (GO): protein phosphorylation
Cellular component (GO): mediator complex; nucleus
Molecular function (GO): RNA polymerase II CTD heptapeptide repeat kinase activity; cyclin-dependent protein serine/threonine kinase activity; ATP binding
Source: RefSeq, a predicted model, not a curated record